Lactuca virosa is the source of this 822-nucleotide messenger RNA. Lineage: Eukaryota; Viridiplantae; Streptophyta; Magnoliopsida; Asterales; Asteraceae. The record is from the annotation of a GenBank genome assembly.
AUGGGGGUUGAUCUACUACCAAUACCAAAACCUAGAUGGGGAGAGCUUGAUGAAGAGGAUGACGAAAAAGAUUAUUACUCCACAUUGCUUCCCAAACAGGUGAUCGGACCUGACGAACACGGUGUAAAGAAGGUGGUCGAGUAUAAGUUCAACAACGACGGUAACAAGGUUAAGAUAACCACCACAACACGUGUUCGUAAGCUCGCCACCUCUCGACUCAGUAAGAGCGCCGUGGAGAGGCGUUCAUGGUUGAAGUUCGGCGACGCUGUUCAUGUGGAUGUCGGUGCCCGGCUAACCAUGGUUUCUACAGAAGAAAUCAUCUUUAAGCGUCCUAAAGCUCCAGGUCAAGAAGACACGAAUGCAUCUGGGGAUCCAUUAACUCGCGGAGCUGUUCUGAUAGUAUGUAGGAGUUGUGGUAAGAAAGGUGAUCACUGGACCUCAAAGUGCCCCUACAAGGCUGAGAAUCUGAACCACCCUUCAGUUUUAUCAGUCACUGAUGAUAGUGAGAAAGGAGAUGUAUAUGUCCCACCCAUAAAGCGAGGUGGUGCUGAUAUGAGGCGGAGGAAUGAUGAGAACUCAGUUCGAGUAAAUAACCUGUCGGAGGACACCCGAGAACCUGACUUGCACGAGCUGUUCCGGCCGUUUGGUAGCGUUUCACGUGUUUAUGUGGCAAUGGAUCAAAAGACUCAGAUGAGUCGAGGUUUCGGGUUUGUUAAUUUCGUGAGGAGGGAAGAUGGUGAUAAAGCUAUUGCUAAACUUAAUGGGUAUGGUUAUGAUAAUCUUAUCUUGGCUGUUGAAUGGGCUGCGCCUAGGCCAAAAUAA